Plectropomus leopardus (leopard coralgrouper) is the source of this 2745-nucleotide messenger RNA. RefSeq names its product acylaminoacyl-peptide hydrolase 1 (gene apeh1). Gene Ontology annotation, molecular function: serine-type endopeptidase activity. NCBI's taxonomy places the organism in Eukaryota, Metazoa, Chordata, Actinopteri, Perciformes, Serranidae. The record is from RefSeq and is a predicted model, not a curated record. Gene Ontology annotation, biological process: proteolysis.
CACUCCAUUGUGCUCAACUGCAGACCAGCGACACACACUGUCCCUAUCAUGGAGUCGCAGGUGAUGACCAAUCCUGAGGAAAUUGCCAGGCUCUACAGAGAACUGAGCCUCUUCCCUUCGUUAAGCAGAGCCGAUGUGGGACCUGUUAUCACUUCUCAGUAUGGAGGCAAAUACAGCAACAUCUAUACAGAAUGGAGCCAGCGUGAUCUGGACAGGAACGAGAGUGUCAAGUUUUGCAGACAGUACAUUGUGUUCCACGAUGACAAGUCGGUGGUAUACUCUGGAGCCUCAGGAAACUGCACUGAGAUCAAAGGAGAGGUACUAUGUAAGGAUUCCCCCUCAGGUGAAAUGAAGGCUGUCAUCAGAGAGUGCACCAUCAAAGGAGAGGACAAACAGUUUCUGGAGAUCUGGAGUAAAAACAUCAAGAUGAAGAGCAUCAGUCUAACAGCCUUAAAGAAGCAUGGCAAAGUCUAUGAAGAUGACCAGUUUGGCUGCUUGGUUUGGUCCCACUCUGAGACCCACCUCUUGUAUGUGGCAGAAAGGAAGAGGCCAAAGACAGAAUCCUAUUUCCAGACGGAGCCAUCAGAAUUGUCUUCUCUUGGGGACGAGGACGAGACCAUCCGAGGGGAGAAAAAGGAGGCUGUGAAAGGGGAGCAGUUUGUCUUCCAUGAGGACUGGGGAGAAGCGCUGGUCAGUAAGAGCUGCCCAGUGCUUUGUGUUUUGGACAUUGAGGGUGACAACGUCUCUGUGCUGGAAGGAGUGCCUGAAAAUAUCUCACCUGGACAGGCAUUUUGGGCUCCAGGUGACACAGGUGUGGUGUUUGUAGGCUGGUGGCAUGAGCCUUUCAGACUUGGCCUCAAGUAUUGCCCUAACAGGAGGUCAUCUUUGUUCUAUGUGGACCUCACUGGUGGAAAAUGUGAGCAGCUGACAUCAGGCGACAGUGCAGUGUGCUCCCCCAGGCUGAGCCCAGACCAGUGUCGGAUUGUCUACCUGGAAUUUUCUGUCUUUGGACCACACAUGCAGAGCGGCAGGCUCUGUAUGUAUGACUGGUAUACUAAGAAGACCUCCGUGGUGGUGGAUGUGGUGAAGAGACCUCGAGAGGAUGGCUUUACAGGUAUCUACACCUCUCAGCUGUCCCCUCAGUGCUGGUCAGCUGAUAGUCAGCGUAUUAUUUUUGCUUGUCCUCAGCGCAGCCGCAAGGAUUUGUUGAUGGUGGAUACGAGCACAGGAAGCGUCACCUCUCUGACUUCAAAGUCUGAUGUUGGUAGCUGGUGUCUGCUGAACAUAGAGAGAGAUAUGAUGGUGGUCAGUUGCUCCUCUCCAAACUACCCUCCAAGUCUGAGGGUGGGUUUUCUCCCAGCCAGGGAUUCUCAGGAAAAAGUGGUCUGGGUUACUUUGGAAGAAUCACAGAUAGCGCCAGAUAUCGAUUGGCAGAUCUUGACUUUCACCCCUCCCCCGGAGCAAGACAAUAGUCAAUACCCCGGCCUUGAUUUUGAAGCUUUGCUGAUCAAACCAAAGGAGGUUAAAGACGGAGUGAAGCUGCCUCUUAUUGUCACUCCUCAUGGGGGUCCUCACUCUGUCUUUGUAGCUGACUGGGCUCUGUCCUCGUCUGUGCUGUGCAGGAUGGGCUUUGCUGUAUUACUGGUGAACUAUCGUGGCUCUCUUGGAUACGGCCAGGACAAUAUCCUCUCAUUACCUGGCAAUGCUGGCACCCAGGAUGUCAAAGAUGUUCAAUUUGCUGUUGAAAGUGUUCUUGAAGGCGAUGAGUUCGACACACAGAAGGUUGCAGUCGUCGGGGGCUCUCAUGGGGGUUUCCUGGCCUGUCACCUGAUUGGCCAGUACCCAGGGUUCUACAAGGCCUGUGCAGCUCGCAACCCUGUCACUAAUUUAGCCUCUAUGAUUGGCAGCACAGACAUCCCAGACUGGUGCAUGUUUGAGGCUGGCUACAACUACAGUACAGACUGUCUGCCUGACCCUGCUGUUUGGGAACAGAUGCUACAAAAGUCCCCAAUUAAACACAUCCCACAGGUACAGACACCGGUAUUGCUUACUUUAGGGGAAGAUGACAAGCGUGUGCCCAGCAAGCAAGGAAUUGAAUAUUACAGGGCUCUGAAAGCAAAGCAGGUCCCAGUCCGGUUGCUGUGGUACCCAGGGAACAAUCACUCUCUCUCCAAGGUGGACGCUGAGUCUGAUGGCUUUAUGAACAUCGCUCUGUGGAUAGUUCAACACUUGUAUCAGUGAUGGUAAAUAUCAUUUAAAUGCAUGGUGGUGUGCCAAUGCUGUUGCAGGACACCACUGUGUGUAAGGGAUGUUCUGCUCCUGUUUUCAGGACAGUGUGAGGUCCAAUCCAAAGCCAAAGCAUUGAAACAGCUCUCCAACCAGAGCACACUCUGUAUAACUCCUUUACUUGUAAUCCAUCUGCCGCUAUUGCCAUAACUACUUCCAAUAAGUUAAAGGGGGGGUGGGGGGGGUGACAUUUUAACACAGCGGUUGAAUGAAAGCAGUUUUGAUUAAUCAGAAACACAUUUUAUCGAUACAGGUUUUCUUUGGUCAUAUCUAGAUAAACACAGAAAAUAAAGGGCUUUUUUGGAGUGUUAGUUGUGUUUGAGGUUAUAUACAGGAAAAUUAUUUCAUAAUCAGUCUUUUCUGUGAUAGCUGUUACAGUUUGGUUUAAAAAAAAAAAAAAAUCUUUAUAAUUUCAGUUUUCAUAAUACAGUGCACUUAAUAAAGUGAUUGUGAAAUAUA